UCCAUUAAAAUAUACAGUUCUGAAACUAAAAACAUAGACAAAGUUCCAGGAAUCGAAAUAAUUGAAAGUACGACAAAAGUGCACAAAGUGUCAAGUAUGAGACGAAUAUUCGAUUUGGCAAAACUUCGAACCAAAAGAUCAGCACUUUUCCCAGCUGUUAACAUCUGUCCACAGGAAUCCUUGAGACAGAUUUUAGCGAGUCUUCAAGAUUAUUAUAGACUGAGAGUGUGUCAAGAAAUAGUGUGGGAAGCAUAUCGGAUCUUUCUGGAUCGCAUUCCAGACACAGAGGAAUAUCAAGACUGGGUCAGCAUCUGCCAGAAGGAGACCUUCUGCCUCUUUGACAUUGGGAAAAACUUCAGCAACUCCCAGGAGCACCUGGAUCUUCUUCAGCAGAGAAUAAAACAGAGAAGCUUCCCUGGGAGAAAAGAUGAAAUAACCUCAGAAGAGACACUGUCAGAGCCUACUGAAACCCCUGAGUUAUCCACAGAUGUUGCCAGCAUGUCGAUGAGGCCCUUCCCACUCCCUCUUGAUGACACAGCUCUCAACGAGAUUCUCAGUGGCACCCUCAAAGACAUCCAGAAGCCCACAACAGAAAUCAAAACAGAACCCACUCAUGUGUCUGAAAUCUCACCAGAGGAGAAGGUGGAGUUCAGUAUCUCUCUGCCAAACCACAGGUUCAAGGCAGAGCUCACCAACUCUGGAUCCCCAUCCUAUCAGGAGCUGGUGGGACAGUCCCAACUGCAGUUGCAAAAGAUAUUUAAGAAACUUCCAGGGUUCCAAGAAAUCCAUGUGUUAGGAUUUGGACCAAAGAAAGAAGGAGAUGGUUCAAGCUCCACAGAAAUACAACUUAUGGCCAUCUUUAAGAGAGACCAUGAAGAAGUAAAAGGCCCUGCAAGCGAUCUCCUGUCCCUUGAUUUCAACAAAAUUGAAAAUGAAAGACUCCAUCAUGGAACCAUAGAAGACAAGCAACCGGAAAUCUACCUCACAACUACAAACCUCAAAAAACUUAUCAUCCAACUACUAGACGAAGACCAUUCCUUGGAUGUGGGGACGAUUCAGUUCAGUGAUGAAGUUUCUGGAUCAUUGUCAGUCUCCAAACCUGUCACCCAAUCAGGGCUGCCCAAGCCCCUUGCUGACAUCACUGAGGAUGCUACACCAAGUCCAGAAUUUCUUCUCAGUGAGCCUGGGUUUGAGGCAGUGGACAGAGAAGGACCUGAUCUUCCUGGCAUGUCCUCCAAAGACAGCUCUUGGUCUCCACCUGCAACCACCUCAACAUCCCUCUCAGAAAAUCAACCUUCUUUUACCACACCUAGCAUCUUCUCUCUGGCUGGUCAAAGCUCCCCUCACUUGAUGACCACUGGCCAAACAAUACUUGACCCUGGGCUCAUGCUACCCACUAGUGACUAUUCUACUACCGUCAGCCAGUUGCCUCUAGAAAUGUCACAUUGGCCUGCAUCCUCCAGUGUCAUCCAGUUCAUCACAAAAAGCCAAGACACAAUCAGAGACCUAGAGGAAAUGGAUGUAUCUGACACCCCUACCUUAUCAGAAGUAUCAGGACUGAGUGGAUAUGAUUCUGCCCUGGAUCAUUUUUUGGAGACAACCACACCCAUGCCAAUACAGUACAUCACCACCAGCUCUGAGACCAUUGCUAGCAAGGGCCACGAGUUAGUGGUAUUCUUCAGUCUUCGAGUUGCUAACAUGCCUUUUUCCUAUGACCUAUUCAACAAGAGCUCUCUGGAGUAUCAAGCGCUGGAACAACGAUUCACAGACCUGCUGGUCCCAUAUCUACGGUCCAAUCUUACAGGGUUUAAGCACCUGGAAAUACUCAGCUUCCGAAAUGGGAGUGUGAUUGUCAACAGCAGAGUGCGUUUUGCAAAGGUGGUACCUUACAACCUCACCCAGGCGGUGCGUGGGGUGUUGGAGGAUCUCCGAGCCACUGCAGCUCAACAACUCAAUCUGGAAAUUGACAGCUACUCUCUCAACAUUGAACUAGCUGAUCAGGCGGAUCCCUGCAAAUUCCUGGACUGUGGCAAAUUUGCCCAGUGUGUAAAGAAUGAGUGGACACAGGAAGCAGAGUGUCGCUGCAGACAGGGGCAUGAGAGCCAUGGGACCCUGGACUUCCAGGACCAGAAUCUCUGUCCCCCUGGAAAGACAUGUGAGGUCCACCAAGGACAGGCAGCUCCAUGCAGGCAACCAGAUCACUUUACAAACGAAGCCCACCAAUUUAGGGUUAAAAAGUUACGUCAGCAAAACAAGGUAGCCAAGAAAAGAAAUUCUGAACUAUCUGCCAUAGGGCUUGAAGAAUUUGACCAUCAGGAUUGGAACAGAAAUUAA
This is a messenger RNA of Cricetulus griseus (Chinese hamster), 2334 nucleotides long. NCBI's taxonomy places the organism in Eukaryota, Metazoa, Chordata, Mammalia, Rodentia, Cricetidae. The record is from RefSeq and is a predicted model, not a curated record.